Molecule: messenger RNA, 1387 nt
Organism: Rhipicephalus microplus (southern cattle tick)
Lineage: Eukaryota; Metazoa; Arthropoda; Arachnida; Ixodida; Ixodidae
Biological process (GO): regulation of transcription by RNA polymerase II
Cellular component (GO): NuA4 histone acetyltransferase complex; nucleus
Source: RefSeq, a predicted model, not a curated record
UCGAUAAGGUAUACAGGAGGCUAUGCGCUGGCAUUUACAGAAAAACCGCGCACGCGGAUGCCGUUUCGGUUGAUGGUGCGAGUACGAACUACGUGCGGGUAAAAACGCUUCCCGUGGUAGACCGCCUGGCGCUCGUACAUGGAUUCUACAGACAGAAAGCCAGCCCAAACUUUGGAUUGGAAUGUAGAUUCGGAGGUGCAGUUGUUUCACGCAAUGAAAGGUCAUAAACCAGUAGGUGUCAACAGGUACUUUCAAAUGGCGUGCAUCCACGAGAAAUUCAGCGCAUCUCUAAACAAAGACAUAUCUUCGCAGACAAUAUGGGAUCACCUCGACACUAUGUAUGACAUGGCGGCUUUGCACGAGUCGGAAAUUCUUCCAUUUCCUAACCCUGACAAUGAGUUUGUGCUGCCUGAUAAUGAUUUCGGAGACCUGAUGUUCAAGCGUAAAGAGAAAGUUUCAGUUGACAAAGAAUCCAGCAAAAGAGCUCUAUCACCUGCUGCCAGAUCCUCCAUGGGUGGCAAAGUGCGCGUAGAUGACUGUUCAGCAUCCAAGAAGCCUGAAGCCACCGGUGGCAAGACGGGCAAAGGUGACUGGAAUGCAGCCAAGGUGCCCAAUGCUGGUGGCAAAAUAAGGCGUGGUGAAGGAGAGGCAGCUUCCAGGCCUGGGUGCAAGUCCUCAUUAGGCGUGGCGCCACGAAAAAGUGAUGUAGGCACACCAAAGCAUAAUGCUUCCUCUGUCAGCAAAGUUAAGCCAGAGCACGCGCAUGGCAAGGUAAAAAAUGACAGCACACCAAGCCACAAGUCUUCGCCAGCAUCAAGUAAUACCAAAGCACAGAAAGCUGAUACAAACACUACAAACAGCCAAAGUGUACCGAGAAUAAAAAGUAAGUCGGACAACAAGUCUGAUAGUAAGCAUCAAGACGGGAUGCACGACAAGCAGCACAAACAGCCCUUGACCAAAGCCAAAGGUGAAAGCAGAACAGAUGACCCUAAGGGAGAAAGCAAGGACCAUCCAAGAGGAGAGCCAAAAGGCGGAGGAGGGGCCAACACGUCAGCUGGGACAAAACCGUCUAAAGCAAAAGAACUGCCUGGGCGCAAAUCUGAAGGGAAAGGUAAAGCAGAGGACGACAACACUUCAGCAAAAGGUUCCUUCCGGCAGGUAAAAGAGGAGUUGCAAGAGACUACACCCAAGCGCAAACGCACCUCUCGAAUCGACGCUUCCAAGUCUGGCAGCUCGCAGGCCACGAAGUCAAGACGGAGGUGAUGCCGUCGGCAUCAAAAUGCUUUUUUUGCAUAGGCAUCAUAGAUUACGAGUGUAGAAAAUAUAUAUAUAUGUGUGUACAAAGUUGAAACAAUAAAGCUGCAACACUGUUUAGUGCUCACAACAA